AUGGACUGUGAGCAGACCUGCGUGGAUGCUCGCUGGGCAGAAUGGACCCCUUGGACCAAGUGCUCCGCCAGCUGCGGCUAUGGCUUCAGGGCUCGCCACAGAAGUCAUGCCGUGCAGGCUUCCUCCUGUGGUCGAGCGGCCACAGGUCAUGCUGCAGACUGGGACAUUUGCCAAGGAACCAACAUGGGCUCUCCCGCCUGUGGUGACCGCGAUGGACGGCUCUCAGAAUGGAACACAUGGUCCGACUGCAGCUGCACCUGCUUUGGUAUCAGAGAGAGGCAGAGGAUCAUUGAACAAUAUCAUACUGGCCAAGGACGGCCAGUGGGCCACAUGCCCUUGAAGCAGGUCGAGCCGUGCCAUCCUAGAUACAAUGAACAGCCGCCAAGUGAGUGUAUCCACCAUCAUGCCGAUUGCAAGCUGAGCCAAUGGAAUGAAUGGUCACAAUGCCCUGUCACCUGCGGCGGAGGGAACACGGUCAGGUUGCGCUACAUCUUCACACCUGCGUCCAACAGUGGUCGACCGUGUCUCGGAGCUUUGCGAGAAACGAAGCCUUGUGGUGAAGCUCCCUGCGGGGAAGGAUGUGUCGACUGCCUCUGGGGUGCUUGGGCUGAAUGGGGCGCUUGCUCCAAGUGUGGAGACCAGCGUUUUCGGCAACGCGACAUCCUCAAGUUGCCGAACCACUGUGGCAAGAUGUGCGAGCCACGCAUUGCCAAGGAGGUCCAGAACUGCACCAGUGAUUGCGAGAAGUUCAGCUUCUGCGUUUGGAAGCCUUGGACCUCUUGGACUGGGUGCAGUGCAGACUGUGGUCCUGCCACACGGUUGCGAGAGCGAUCCCUAGGCUUGGUCGCUAAUCAGCCCAUGGAUUUCCUCUUCAAGGUGGCUUCCGACACCAACGCCGGCUUGUGCGCUGGUACGCAAACGGACACCGAAGCCUGUGCCACCGUGCCUUGCCAGAACCAGUGUGUCCCAAAGAACUGCCAGUUUUCAGCUUGGAGCCCAUGGCACCAGCCGACCUGCAUUGGGCUUUGCACGAGGUCACGCAGUAUCUCAGUGAUGAAUAACGAGUGUGGAAGGCCGUGUAAUGGAGCGCUGGUGUCAACCAAGAGGUGCUUGGAAGAGUGCACUGAAGUCAGAGACUGCGAGUAUCGUGCUUGGACCCAUUGGACACAGUUGGAUCGCAUGGAUGAUUCAGGACAGAGGUAUCGCUCCCGAGAGGUGGCACAGUUGCCCAAGAACGGUGGGCAGUUGUGUCGUGGCGACCUCCGCGAAGUGGAUGGCGUGGCGAGCCCGGCCUGGGAGCCGAGUGCGGAUGGCAGCAGCGUCAACGCGGCAUCCAAGAUCAAGCUCGGAAUGGUGGACGGCCAUGUAGGGCACCCAGAUGCAUCAGGGGCAGACAAUUGGAACACUUUGGUGUGGCUUUUCAGCUCCACCUAUUGA
Molecule: messenger RNA, 1437 nt
Organism: Durusdinium trenchii
Lineage: Eukaryota; Dinophyceae; Suessiales; Symbiodiniaceae
Source: the annotation of a GenBank genome assembly